This is a messenger RNA of Colletotrichum orchidophilum, 1020 nucleotides long. RefSeq lists its product as uncharacterized. Lineage: Eukaryota; Fungi; Ascomycota; Sordariomycetes; Glomerellales; Glomerellaceae. Gene Ontology annotation, cellular component: GARP complex; EARP complex; membrane. The record is from RefSeq and is a predicted model, not a curated record. Gene Ontology annotation, biological process: Golgi vesicle transport; endocytic recycling; retrograde transport, endosome to Golgi. The transcript is spliced from 2 exons. The annotation marks the transcript as partial.
GUUCAGUACACCUUCCGAGCAGCCCUGAACCGGCCUCCUGUAGUUUUUAUCUUGCAACAAUCCAAGAGGGGCCUCGCAAGGCUGCUCAAUCCCGCCAAGAUGUCCACCAUCGCAUCCCCCCGCGAACCUCCAGCCCUUACCCGCCGCGUCUCGGCGCAACCACACACCCCGACAUCCUCAACCAGACCCUCCCUCGACACCCCCCGCUCCCUCACAAGCUCUCCCAACCCAGGCUCCUCCGCCACCUUCGGCAACGGCGGGCCGGCGCCGGCAGGAGGACCCUCAAAGCGCGCGAACCGGGCCGCCCUCCGCGAGUACUACAACCUCAGAAAGGCUGCCGCGGCCGGCAGCGGCACGCCCCCUUCGCUGGAAGUCACUGAAGAUAACGAACGCGCUGAGCACUCUGAGGUACCGCCCAGCGAGCUUGAUAGCCCGUCCUUUGACGCCGAGGCGUACGUGCGCAAGGCGCUGGCGGAGAACACGCUCGACGACCUGCUGCGAGUGUACACUCGCGUGCUGGGUGAGAUACGGGCACUGGACGCGGAGAAAAAGGCGCUGGUGUAUGACAACUACUCGAAACUUAUAUCCGCGACGGAGACGAUUCGCAAGAUGCGUGCAAACAUGGACCCCGUGAACCCCAUGGCCUCGACCCUCGACCCCGCGAUCGCGGGAAUCUACGCCCAGGCGAGCUCGAUCCGUGAGGCGCUACGCAAGACGGUCGCGCCGCCCAAGUCCAAGGAGCGCGAAGACGAGGCCGCAGCUGCGCGGAGGCGGAGGACGCGGGAGCUCGCGAGGGAGGUACUGGGGACGCCCGAGAAGCUGCGGAGGCUGGUCAAAGAGGGGAAAGUCGAAGAGGCGAGGAGGGCAUGGGAGAUGCCGCGGCGGCUGCUGGAGGUUUGGAGGGAGAAGGGGGUCGGCGGGAAAGACGUGGCAGAGUGCCUGGAAGAGGGGGAUGCGGCGCUGAGAGGUGGCUCUGGGCAGAGCAGCGUGAGGGUGUCCAAGGACAGCGGCAGAUCAUGA